CCACUAGUCCAGCUCGUCAGUAGAAGUGUGGCUCGUGUGAGGGAAACAGCCAUGAGAGAGUAGCUAGCAUGUAUGGACAAUUAUUGUAAAUGGCUCCUCUCAAAGGGAAAUCAUACCAGCGUUUGCUGCUCUUUGCCAUUUUUCUUCCAAUCUCAGGUGUUUUAAGCUUUAGUGAGUUAUUUUUCGUCAAGGAGCCCCAUGAUGUCACUGCCAUGCGGAAGGAAGCGGUUAUUUUGGACUGCCAGGCACGUGGCGAGGCACCGAUUGACGUUAGAUGGCUCAGGAAUGGAGUAAGAUUAGUGGAAAAUGAACGGGUGUACCUGCUCUCCAAUAGCUCCCUUUUUAUUUCUGAGGUGGAGAGCAGAAGAGGAGACAAAUCAGAUGAAGGGUGCUAUCAGUGCCUUGCUCAGAACAAGUAUGGAACAAUCCUGAGCCAAAAAGCCCAUCUUACAAUCGCAAGUAUGUCCUCUUUUGCACUCCAGCCGACGUCCAUGGUGGUGACCGAAGGCUCAGUUGCCAGGUUUUCCUGUAAAAUCAGUGCACACCCUCCUCCCAUCAUCAUUUGGGAGUUCAACCGGGUCACAUUACCUCUCUCCACUGACAGAAUCACUGUCCUGCCCAGCGGUGUUCUUCAGAUCCAAGGCGUGCAGCAAACAGAUGCUGGGCACUAUCGCUGCGUAGCCACCAACAUCGCCAGCCGGCGGCGAAGCAUCGAAGCCACUCUAACUGUUACCCCAGCUCCUGGCCCCAUGCUUCCUCAAAGGCCACGGAUCAUCGCUGGGCCACAAAACAUCUCUGUCUCAUUGCACCAGAGUGCCAUCCUGGAGUGCCUGGCCACAGGAAAUCCCCGACCCCUCAUCUCCUGGAGCCGAGCAGACAGCAAGUCUAUUGAUGUUUACAACACCAAAGUGUUGGGCAAUGGUAACCUCAUUAUCACAGACAUCAAACCCCAACAUGGCGGAGUCUACAUGUGCAGGGCCACUACGCCUGGCACACGCAAUUAUACCGUUGCUUUAGCCAACAUCACUGUGCUCGCGCCUCCAUCCUUCGUGGAGUGGCCAGAGAGCUUGACACGUCCACGUGCUGGCACUGCCCGUUUUGUGUGCCAAGCUGAGGGAGCUCCAGCACCUCAGAUAACGUGGUUCAAGAAUGGAGAGAAAGUUCACUCCAACGGUCGCAUCAAGAUGUACCACAGCAAACUGGUCAUUAACCAGAUCAUCCUCGAAGAUGAUGCCAUUUAUCAGUGCCAGGCAGAGAAUGGGCUGGGAUCGGUUCUGUCCAUGGCGAGGCUCAUUGUGGUGAUGUCAGAGGACCGACCGAGCGCGCCCAGAAAUAUCCAAGCUGACACAGUGUCAAGCUCCGCCAUCCUUUUGGCUUGGGAAAGACCUCAGUAUAACUCCGAUAAAGUUAUUGCAUAUUCUGUGCACUACAUGAAAGCUGAAGGAUUAAACAACGAGGAAUAUCAAGUAGUCAUCGGAAACGAUACGACUCGCUACAUUAUUGAUGAUCUGGAGCCAGCUCGCAACUACACCUUUUACGUGGUGGCCUACAUGCCCAUGGGAGCCAGUCGCAUGUCGGACCAUGUGUUCCAGCACACGCUUGAGGAUGUUCCUCUCCAGGCGCCGGAGAUCAGCCUUACCAGCCGCAGCCCCACAGACAUUCAGGUGUCAUGGCAACCCCUGCCAUUGAAGCUGAGUCGUGGGUGGGUUUCAAACUACCGCCUGUCCUAUCGCACCAGUUCGGAGAGCACUGUAUCACAAAUAGAGUUGCCUGGAGAGAAGACCCAUCAUCUCCUGGAAAACCUGCAGCCCGACACCAUCUACCUUCUGCGACUUGUUGCUGCCACCAGUGUAGGGUGGGGUGAGCAGUCUGCCUGGACGUCUCACCGCACUCCAAAGGCAUCGAGUGCUCAAGUACCACUUGCUCCUGAACUGUAUCUGGAGCCUUUGAACUGCACAACAAUUUCAGCUCGCUGGCAUCUGACACCCAGAAACUCAGCCAGUGUCAGGGGCUACAAACUCUUCUACCACGAGGAAAGUCAGCCGGAAAGCGCCCCUCUCCAGCUGCAGGCGUCUGCUCAUAAACACACCAUUGAAGGGCUCGACCCAAGAAAGAAGUAUCAUGUGAAGCUUCUGGCUUACAGUGCUGUUGGAGAUGGUUACCAAGCAGACCAGACCAUCAGCACCCCUGGAUGUGUCUCUGUCCGAGACCGCCUUGUGCCGCCUCCACCACCUCCUCACAAUGUGCAGGCCAGGUCCAACAGUACCUCAGCUGUUUUUCUGUACUGGGGCCGGCCAGCCUUCACCUCCAGCCAUGCAGUAAACUACACGGUCCGCUGCAACCCUGUAGGACUGCAGAACGCCUCGCUGGUCCUCUACCUGCAGACAGGUGAACAGAGGCUUCUUGUGCGUGAUCUGGAGCCGAACACAAAGUAUGAAUUUGCUGUGCGCCUUCAUAUUGACCAGCUCUCCAGCCCCUGGAGCCCUGUGGUGUAUCAAACCACUUUCCCUGAAGCUCCCACAUUACCUCCUUCCAACAUCAAAGUGACCCUGAUUGAGGAGGACACAGCGCUCGUUUCAUGGAAACUCCCAGAAGAACCAAAUGUAGUUGUAACACACUACACUAUACUGUACGCCUCACGAAAUGCCUGGAUUGCUGGUAAAUGGCAAGUGCUGCAAAGAGAAGGGAGCAUCGCCAUGGCGCUGCUGGAGAACCUCAGUCCAGGCCAGGUUUACUUGGUAAAAGUUUCUGCAUCCAACGCCAUGGGUGAUGGACCAUUUUCUAACGUGGUGGAGCUGACAGUACGAGCAGGUCUCUCCCCUGGUCAUGAUAUUGGACUCUCUCGUGGCUCCACACACUCCACAGGUUUUUCUGAUGGCUUCUACCAUCUGGACCAGAAGUCAAUGACUGGUAUCAGUGUGGGAGUCUGCAUCGCUCUCACCUGCAUCAUUAUCUGUGCUUUCAUCAUUGUCUGCAGAGGCAAAAACAGGAAACUAGCGGUGAAAACUUACAGAGAAGACGAAGGUUUAUCUGCUGCAGCUGCAAUACACGUAGGACCUGAGGGAGAAGCGCAGGAUGCUGAAGUGACUGUGCCGAUGAUGAUUCGAGGUCAUUUUGUUGAUGCGAAGGGUGGAACCAAUCUUAUCAUAAAUUCUAACGGCCGUGUUCAGCCCAACACUGACAAGAAGAAGAAAUGGUCUUUCUUUAGAAGUGACGUGAAACAGGACAGGAUAAUUGUGCAGAACGAGAGAAACGCCACACUUUCUUACCUGCCGGGAGCCACCGUGUUGACCUACGAAGAGGAGCUUUCUCCAAACCACUCCACCACACUGCAGGACCUGCUGGGGCACCCUGGUGACACUGAAGGGUCCUCCAACAGCGAGGGCAGCCACGAAACAGGCGACUCAGGGCGCUUCUCUCAUGACGAGACGGAGCUGACCAACUCAGGUCCCAACAGCCGCCCCCCAUCCCUGACGGACGAGGACGGUGGAGACCUGGACUGCAGCGGUUCUGCUGGGGAGCAGAGCGAGCUGUUGGAGAGGAAUCCCUCUGACCUUAAGUUAAAGGAGUCUGUCGAUGCUGGCUGCAGCCAUCAGGAAGCCCAGAGAAGUUCGCAGAGUGGACUUAGUGUGUAGCCGUGUGUGAGAGUUUGAGUGUAGGUGUGCGUGUGUUUCAUGAAGUAAGGGAGUGUUUUUCAUCCAGGUAAAAAGUAGAUGUACACAUUUUACCACAUCUGGAUCCUUUGGUAAUAAUGAACUAAAAGCUUGUAGAUAGUCAGCUUACACGAAGGUAAAAACAUCAACCCAGUACUCCUGGAGGCUCCACUGAUGAGUGGCAGUGCAUAUUUCUGCCUCAGUGUGAGAUUUAGUUACUUUUACACUCUGCUAGGAUCAAUUUAUCAAAGAUGGCUGCUGAAAUUAUCACAAGAUCUGACUGUGUGUGUGAGAGUUGUGUCAGUUUGAGAAACCAUAGUAAAGAAGCAAAUCGAAGCAUUUUUAUCAUCUCGGCGCUUCUUUACGCUUUGAACAGAAAGCCAACAAAGACAGUAUGAAAGUGAUUUUUUUUUACCCUUCUGUCUGAGAACGUUUUCUUUUUAUUUUUGUGUAUAUUUUGGAACAAAAAUCUCACCCACCAUGAAUGUUAAAAGAUUGUCUUAAAUGUCCAAAAACAGGCAUUUCUGAGAUUAUUUAUGAGAGUUUAUCACUGGAGCAGAAGGGAAGUUUGAGUCCUUUUUGCUGAUUAUCUACCUCGGUUUGUCUACGGCCAAACCGUACACUAAAUAUUUAACAACUACUUCUGUUGUGCGAUGAGCUACUUCAGCUGCAUCACUAGUACUUCCUGACUGUUUUCCCGUUGGUCAUCGCCUUUAUUUUGUCUGUUUGUGUUGUUGAUUUAGCGGAUAAGGGCGCUGCAGCUUCCCCCUCUUGCCCCACCUGCUGUGUGAAAAUGAAGGCUUUAAACUACACAACCCACCUUGUUAUCUAACCCCUCCGAUGUUGCUGAAGUACUGAGCCAGUAUUAAUAAUAUUUGUGUUUACUAUUUGUCCGUUAUUGAGUAAUGGGUUGGGGGAAGUAUGCAGUUGCCCUUGUUACUCGCGUUUUAUACUACCUCGUUUAAGAGUUGCUUUUAUUGUCGUCUUCUUCUCCUAAACUCAGGGAACAAGGUUUAGUACGUUUGAAAAGCCGUGUAGUAUUACAUGGUGGAUUGACAGGGUAUCUUCUCAGUACUAAACUGUUUUAAUGUUUUAUUACCUUAACAGAAAAAGCCGAGAAUGUAAUGAAUGUACCUCUGACGUUGUGAGCACGCGGCUCAGACGUUAGAUCCCCUGUCCCCGUCCCUCCUGCCGUGUCUGUUUUCACAGGCUCCCAUGUUCAUUUGAUUUGUGUGAACGUUCACACCAGAAGUGCUUGCAACGGCAUAACCUAAUAGAAAAGCUUUAUAAAUGGCCUUAACGUGGGAGGCGUCCCUGGUCCGAGUGAGGGAGCAGCUCCACUAAGGAUGCGACACAUGCAGAAUGAUUGUAGUGAUAGCGGUGGAAAGUGUUUAAUCAGACUGAAGUGAAGAAUGAACACCAUAAAAUGAUUUACCUCUAAAGAAUCUAUUUUUCUUAGAAGAUAUUGUACUUCAGAGGAGUACACUUUGUAGUUACUUUGUAGUUUGUUUUUUUCUGGUAGAGUAGGUGAAGAUUAGCACUUGUCUGCCACGUAGUUUAUUAUGAGAGGCGAAUAUGCAGCGGUGACUGUGAAGCUAAUACCCAAAGAGUUGUUUGCCAGUUUAUUUGAGUUUAUUUUAGCCUCUCAACUGAUCUUUUGGAGAACAGAGAAAUAAUCAAAAUAGACCAAAGAGGAAUGGUGGCUUCAGAGGUCAGUUGAGGUGCUGCUCCUUGAACUAAGCCUUGCACAUUAGUGGCCUUGGCCCGCGACGAAGAGUCCUGAGCGUUGUGGGUUAAAACUCUGGGGAAGUGUCCAGCUUCAUGGAGUGACUAUUAAUAAUCAAGAUUAUGCACACUGACCAAAUUUUCCUUCUGCAGAGUUCCUCAUAAGCUGUUGCAAACAGAUGUAGGUGAUAUUAGGAGAUUAAUACAUUAUAUUGAUUAGAGGUUGGUAUUGCAACAGUGCAGUUGCAUGUAAAUGUACACCCACUAAUUGUGUCUCCUUUACAGAAUAAGAGAGAGAAUACUUUUAUUAAAAUGACUAAAUGUUUAAGUAAGUGAUUAUAUUCAGGUUUAUUGACCAUAUUUUAUUGAUGCAUAUUUUUUAAGAGGUCACAAAACAAUAAUAGGAGUUAUUUUGUGGCUAAAGGUAAUGUAGACACGGUGGGUGUACAAACUUUGUCAUGCGUCUGUGUUUUUAAUCAGAGGACGCUGCAGAGGAUCCAAUCAUAUGAGAUGAGAAGUGACACAAUCAAUUUCCAUUUCUUUUAAAAGGCAAACAGUAUGAACCAAAGAUUUUAUUUCCUAAUCCUCACCGCUGCAUAUCAGCCCAAAUUCAGUUAUAAACAUCCUAUCUUUGUGUCAAAUGAUAUUAUCAGUGUUUUAAUGCUCAGUUUAUAUCUUUAUUAUGUAUUUUUCUGGAAGAGAGCAACCUGUAAACUUGCUUUAUUUCUGAAUAAUAAUGUUUUAUUCUUUUAAAAUAAGGAUAAGAUGUUGCUAUUGUUCCACAAAGUUAAACAAAGACAGAUUAUUUCAGUUGUAACUACAUUGUCUUUGUAUUUCAUGUGUUUAUGAGGCUUAAAACACCCAAUCCUGGAUCUGAAAACAAGUAUUUUUUUCAACCAAAUAUCUCUGUAAAGAAAGUGUUAUGCAGAUACAAAGAUAACUUCCUGCUUUUAAAACCACUGAAAUCCUCCUGGUUCAUAGUUGGGUGUUUAAAAGCUAAUGCAGGUGAACAAGUGCUACCUCAGAUGUUUAUUCUGUUUUAUUUUUGUUUUUGCUGGAGAAGGUUUGCUGCUCUUCGUCUCAUUAAAGGUGUUAUGUUGGAAUUAUGUUCCUGUCCGAGGAUGUGAAUUUAAAGGGAGAAAACACAGAGUGGACCUGACCCGCUCCCUCUUCUCCCUGUUCUGAGCGGUGGAGCGCUGUGGGUCAUUUAAAGUCUCACUCAGGGGGACCCACAGCUACUUCCCCUCAAAUAAAAAAAAGACAGGUCUCAAGCUUUGGAAUCGAAUGUACCUUUUUGUAAUUAGUAUGUUAUUUGAUAUUCUCUGUUACCAUUUUGUUAUAUGUUUGUCAUAAAAAUUACCUGCAAUAUGUUUCUUUUCAAAUUUGUUUAGAAAGAAGAUUUUAGACAAUUUCCUUAUUAUGAAAAAGUCUGAUUCUCAGUUUAAAUAAAAUUACAAAAAUCUC
Molecule: messenger RNA, 6842 nt
Organism: Girardinichthys multiradiatus
Lineage: Eukaryota; Metazoa; Chordata; Actinopteri; Cyprinodontiformes; Goodeidae
Gene: prtga
Product: protogenin homolog a (Gallus gallus)
Exons: 19
Coding region: 90-3635 (1181 amino acids)
Biological process (GO): axon guidance; cell-cell adhesion
Cellular component (GO): plasma membrane; axon
Molecular function (GO): protein binding
Source: RefSeq, a predicted model, not a curated record